This is a messenger RNA of Monomorium pharaonis (pharaoh ant), 1156 nucleotides long. RefSeq lists its product as uncharacterized. The record is from RefSeq and is a predicted model, not a curated record. Lineage: Eukaryota; Metazoa; Arthropoda; Insecta; Hymenoptera; Formicidae. The transcript has 2 exons. The coding region runs from base 437 to 1015 and encodes 192 amino acids.
AAUACAAAAAGAAACGAAAAGUUGUGUUUAUAGUGGCGAAUGUUGCACAACACUGCUCGAUUUGAGACCACGUAUUGGCUUAGUUGCAAAAACGGAUGUAUAUAUGUGAUUUCUCUCACUGUACUAAAAUAAAAUAAGUAUUUCAGUAUUGCUGACAGCACGCGUACACCAAGUGUUCCUGUGAUUUUCAUUCUUGCAACAUAUGUCAAUCAUAACAGACGAGAUCUCAAUAAUUCUUUUGAAUCGAAAUUUUCGUUUCUCGGGAAAAAAAAAGAUUAAAACAAUUAAGUAAUUUUUUGCGCAUAGCGCAGCAAUAGUAACGUCUUUAAGUGGAACGAUAUAAAAGCAAGACGACAGGGAUAAUUAAGAUUACUUAUAUGGUUCAAUCUUAACAGUGUACAUCGAGUUUGCUGACAGUACGAAAGCGAUUGUAGCAAUGAUUUGGUUAAAAAUCUUAUCUUAUUACAUUCUGUGUUCUGUAAUGGUUGUUACUACACAGUACACAGGCGACUUCGAGUAUAACGAUUUUGAUUUCUAUGAAGAUUUAUCAACGGAUCACUCAAAAAGUUUCAAUAAAAAAUACAAAAGUGCCGCGCAAGAUGAUUUUUACAUUACAAACGAUUUCGACAUAGAAAAUCGGGACAGUGCGUAUCCUAGCCCAAACUAUGCUACUUUUGGAAAGGGUAUUGGUUCUUUUGAGAGGGAGACUCCUUUCGACAAGCAGUUCGAUUGGUACAAAUUGCCCGAGAAAGUUUACAGAUAUACCAAGCAUCGAAUUCCCGGAUACGAUUACGACGAAUUCGAUUAUAUUCGUUCAAGAAGUAUUCAAGAGUGCGACGACAAAUCGAUUUGGACGCAUUGUCUCUGUCAAUUUACGUGCUCAAAGCCGAAUGUAGUAGAUUGUUACACACCAUGCAGUAGCGGAUGCGAGUGCAAGGAAGAUUACGUUUAUGACGAGAAAGCACAGAGAUGCCUGUUACCCGAAGAAUGCUCGACGGAAGGUUAUAAUUAUUAAACUUUAUAUCAACAUAUCUAUAUACUUAUAUUUAUUCUCUCAUUUUCAAUAUUCAUUGAGCUAUUCUUCUUCGCAAUUGUAGAGAAUAAAAUCGACUGUGUAGUUGAUAAUUGUGCGAAAUAAUUUAGUUUGCUACCAAAA